CAUAGUUACACGCUUACAUUACAUAUAUACUGUACCUCUAUUCUAUUUAUUCUAAACAGUCUCUGAUUAAAAUAAAAACAUGGGGGCGUGUUUCUAGUCCUCGCUCCUUCAUGCGCAUCAGUAACGAGCGAUCAGCAGACAGAGCUGGAAAGAUGGCGGCCGGUUCAGGGGCUGCAAGCGGGCACGGUGCCCGCAGCUCCAACGCUGGUCUGGAAGCGUCUUUGGACCGACGGUUUCAAGGAGUAUCCAACACUAUGGAGUCAAUACAGGGACUUUCAAACUGGUGCAUUGAAAACAAAAAGCACCACGGCCUUAUCGUUCGUCACUGGAUGAAGUGGCUCAAGAAAUCGGACAACAAUCACCGCUUGAAUCUCUUCUACCUUGCCAACGAUGUGAUACAGAACUGCAAAAGAAAGAACGCCAUUGUGUUUCGUUCAGCCUUUGCAGAAGUCCUUCCUAAUGCUGCUCAGUUCAUCAGAGAUGUGAAGGUCCGCAAGUCAGUGGAAAGGAUUUUUACAAUUUGGGAGGAGAGGAGCGUGUAUCCUGAGGAGGUGAUUGCCCAGUUCAAAGCUGGCAUGAACAAAAAGGAAAAGGAGCGAGAAAAGCAGAAGCAGAAGGAAAAGGAGAAGGAAAAAGAGAAGGAGAAGGCGAAAGACAAGGAAAAAGAAAAGGAGACUCCACCAGCAACCGCCUCAGCCAACACCAAAGCUGCCCUGAAGUCCAAGAUUGUAGCGGAGUUCACACCCUACUCCCUCAUUGAGCAGUUGUCGAGAUAUAAGCGAGCGGUCGCAGAAGAGGAGUUGAGGGAGAAGCAGCUGGCAGCUCUUAGGGUGGAUGUCUGCAGCACGGAGGCUCUUAAGAGACUAAAAGACAAGGCAGGUGGGAACAAGUUUGCGAAGGACUUUGAGGAUGGCAGUCUGAAGCUGCAGGAGUUUGUCAGCUUCAUGGAGAAGGAAUUGAAAACAGGGCCUCCUCUGCUGGAAGCUUUGGGAAACGCAGACAUUUUCUAUGAGAUGCAGUACAAGGAGGUUAAGAUUGUGGCGAAUGCAUACAAUGCCUUUGCCAACCGUGUGGGCAGUCUUAAAAGGAAAUUGGAUUCCCUCAAGUCAACUCUACCCGGACCUGAGGACUCUCCCAUCCCCUCACCCUCUGAAGAUGCCCCCUCUCCCACUGGCUCUGACUCCCCCUUCCUGGGACUGGGGGCUAGCAGGGCCCAGGUGGAUCCAGAGCUUGAUGGCAAGGCCAUGGAUGAUGGAGAAAUACCCAGUGACAACAGAGAUAUGGAGGACAUGGACUUGUCUGAUGAAGAGGCUGGUGCUGCCGCAGCAGGGGCAGAUGACAAGAAGGACAAGGCGUCCGCUGCCGUUGCCAAGUCAGAUGCGGCAUCAAAGCCUCCCACCACACCUACGAAAGUGUCUAAGAUCAACACUCCUGCUGCUGCCCCAGCGGCCCCAGUGACUCCCACCGCUGCUGCUGCUCAGAGUGCCCCAACAACCCCGAUGGGAGUCAAUCUGGAGAAGGUGGACCUGGGAAAGAUCAGCUCCAUUCUCAGCUCACUCACAUCUGCCAUGAAAAAUACAGCAGCUAGCCCAUCACCUCGGCCGUCUCCAGGAACACCCACCACUCCCUCUUGCCAAUCAGCAGCCUCCAAAACGACCUCUUCGAGCCCUCACCUGGCCAGCAUCCUGUCACGCGUUGACAUCACACCUGAAGGCAUACUCAAUGCUCUGUCUAAAACGAACACACCUGGUUUGUCCUCUCUCCUGCAAAGUGUGACAAACAGCACCUCUGCUCCUUCCACUCGAACCUCUCCAGAAUCAUCAGGAGUUAAAAGCCUGCUCACCCCAACCACCCCAAAAACAAAACCCACUCUGGGGAACAGCCUCAAGCGAGACACACCUGGGAGAACCAGAGAUUGGGAGAAGGAGAGACAGCUGUCCCCUCCUCCUCCACCCCCUCCUCGUCCCUCAGCUUCUUCUGUCUCUCCCCCGAGCCUAGAAUCAAAAAUCAACAGUUUCCUGCAGGGUAAUCCAGGUUUUAGUCUCGCUCUGGGUGAGGUCAGUCCCGAUGGGGUGGAUGGGACCCCGGUGAGAGACGAGGCUGCCGGCACCCCCACUCAGGACGAGAUCAUGGACACACCAGGGAGUGUGCCAGAAUCUUUAGGGUCAUCUGGAGGCCAUACCCUCUCACCCACCGCCUACCGCAGCGAACCCUGGGAUGCUGUGAUCACCCCGUCAGGAAGCAACAGCAAUGGAGACUUUCUGGCCUCUUCCUCCUCUUCCCGGUAUGGAGCUGGAAAAAAGAGUAGCACAAAGUUAAAGGACGAUGAAGUGAUGAAUGUGAGGAAGCCGGUCUCCUCCUCCCCCAGUAAUGACAUAAAGGGUAAGAAAGAUGGACAACACGGCCAGAUCAGGAUGAUGGGAAACAACCGGGGGAUUGGAGAAAGGAGACUGUCUGCAGGUUCUCGUAAGGCCAGCAGCAGCUCAGAUGAUGGAGGUCUUAGUGGAAAAAGAGAGGGGAAAAGUCAGGCGUCUCCAGGUGGGGAUGGGAAUGAGGGCCAGUACCAUCGUAUUGAGACACUAGUGUCGCCCUGCACUGAAGGGGCCCCCAUCCAAACUCUAGGCUACUCGAACCGCCCACUCGCUGGAGAGCGCAUCAAGACGGUAGAGAGCAUCCGUGUGAUUGGCCAAGGCUCUCGGCGAGGGGGAGGGUCUGGCGGUCGGCCAGGGGGAGCGAUGUGGUACGAAGAGGAGGAAUACAUGGAAGCUCAGCCUCCCUCACCCCAUGCUGCCCCACCUCCUCUUAACAUUGGCACCGAGGACAGGACCCCAUCCAUGCCUCCUCCUCCCCCACAUCUACUCCUCCCACAUCUCCACCCUCCUCCGUCCCAUCCUCACGCACAUCCUCCUCCCCAAGCUCAGUUCCAAAUGCCCUACCACACGGAGAACAUUCAGGCUCCUCCUCCAUCACUCCUCCACCAGCAUCCUCCUCCUCAGUCCCAUUUCUUCAGCCCUCCUCCACCGAUCCCUCGACCCCCUCCGCCUCCCAUACCACAGCGCCCUUCCCCUCCACCUACCCACCACACUGUGCCCUCUGCGGUCAUGGUGGGGGGAAUGUUAGUCCCUGUUGACCGUCCCCUUCCUCCCUCAGUCAGACCUGAAGGUGUAGAGCGAGGUGGCGGAGGGCCCAGAGGAAGCAAAAUGGCCCCUCCCCCCCUCAUGUCAUCAUUGCUAGGCGAGCCCCCUAAGCUGCCCCGUCCUGGCACAGUUAAAGAGCCUUUUGUCCCCCGCCAUGCACCCCCUCUCCACCGCUUAGGUAGCCCCGGUGUUCCUCUACCCUUACUGGGCAGAGUGAAAGAGCCUCUGAAUCUACCUCUUCCGCCCCCCUCUCCCACAUCCUCCACACCCUCUCCCUCCACGCCUAAUUCUCCUUCAGUCGAAACUCUCCCCACUCGCCUCACUGCGCAGUCCGCUGCCCCUGCUCUCCAAAAGCCCCCCACUAGUCCUCCAGCUCAGCCCCGCAAUCAAACCUCUAACCCUGUCCCCCUCCUUAACUUGCCCAGUCCUCGACCCCCGAUCCUCUCAGUCCCCAUCCCACAGAGACCUCUGCUGCGAGGCCGAACCCCCUCUCAGCAGUUUAACCAAGAUCGCCACAUGGGGGGAUUUCGUGGGGGCAAGCGGUCCGGUCCUCCGUUCACAGGCAGUCCCUUCCAUGCACAGAAGAGACCCUUCCUACCCCCACGCUACUGAAGUGGUCAUCUAACACAUGCUGAAUGAGAAGUGGAAGCGCCCUGCACCGAAGUGCAGAGUGUGUGUUAGCCCUGCUGGUAUGAGCCCAGAUAUCUUUCCUCUGUUAUUUAGCUUGAAUUAAAACUACCAUAGGUUGUGUGUAAAUAGCAGACUAAAUCUUCAUGCUUCAGCAAGGUAGCCAGCCAGUCAUCUUACACUGUACAGUGCAGCUAUGAGGUUAUCAGUUACAUAGUGCAGUGUUGUGUAACAACUCUCAAUCUAUCCCUUUUCCCCCCAUUUCUCAAUACAAUGUAGAUGAAACUUUCAUUAGGUCAGGUGCCAUAACCUUAGGAAGAAAACGCAGAUAGUUCAAGCUGAAAUUAAACUAUAGUUUAUUUAGAGUUUGCAUACCUGUGUGAUUGUUGGGUUACCUGAGAGAAAGCAGGAGAGUGAACGAGAGGUAUGGGUCUCAUAGGAUACAGAGGAAAGAAACUAAAAGCAAAUGUUUGCCAUUUUGGGAAAUAAGCUUAUUUGCUUACUGACGUGAGAGUUGGAUGAGAAGAUCAAUACCACGCUCAUAUCUGUGUGCUAAAUAUGAAGUUACAGCUAUGACCACUUAGCUUAGCAUAAAAACUGGAAACGGGGCAGCAGUUAUACUGGAUCUGUCAGAAGUUUAAAAAAAAAAAAAAACCCUAACACAUUUAGUCUUUACAUUUAUUUAAUCUGUACAAAACCGAAAGUGUUAAAAUUAUAUGUUUUACGUCGAAUCAUGUGCCAGACAUUUUUGUGAAUGGGUGCGGUGACUUCUUUGAGUCUCUACUGACGCACUCAAACCGCACAGCCACAAGACUCGAGGAAGUCACUGCUCCUUGCCAGUAAAAGCAGGUUGACUUUAUUACCUGUAGACCAAACCAGGCUAGCUUUCUGCUGCCAUUUCCUGUCUUUAUACUAUGCUAAGCUAAUGGCCUCCUGUCCCCAGCUUCAUGUCAUCCAACUCUAUGCAAGAAAGCCAAUAACUGUAUUUCCCAAAAUGUUCCUCUUAAAAAUGUUUUAUGAAAGUAAGUUCCAAAAUAAUCUCUUCUUCCAUGAGUGUAUGGGUGUGUGCUGUGUGUCCUAACAUGGUGUUUCUCAUUUAAAGUGAUGAGAUUCGUGUUGCAGAGGAGGUUAACGCUUUUUCCUAUCUUCGGAGUACCUGCUGUAAAUAAUAUUCUUCUCUCGCUCGACCGUUUUCACCCUUCCAUCUCUCCCACUGUAUAUUUCUAAGCUUGUAAAUAUAAAAACUGAGAUGACAAAGCUUUUUUUUUUUUCUCUUCAAGCCCUUGUUUCUGUUAAUGAGGACAAUGAUCGUCACUCUCACGCCCCGUCUUUACUGUGAUUCAGGCCUUGGAUAAGCUAUAACUCCAGAAGAAUUACUCUGCAGUAUCUGUCGCACCUUUCUGUCCUCCUUUUUGAAACCACCAUGCAGAAGAGGAGGGCGAAGAUAAUUAUGUAUUUUUAUUUCCAACAUAAAUGUGUGCCUGUGCACGCUUCAAGUUAGACUGAGUCAUGAAGAUACUCGGUAGUGGACGGCGGGUGGGGGGGUUAUUUCACCUGAACCACACUCCUUACUAGGCUUCAACAUGUACUGACUUGAAUAAAAUCCAAGUUUCAAUUCAACUGGGGGGUGGGUGGGGGUAUUUUAUUUGGUCACUAUCACUUGAAUUGCGCUGUUGUAAUUUAUCUGCGCUGUUCAGCUGAUUUAUCUGUCUGUUUUCAGAGAAGUUGUUUUCAUAUAUUUACAUAGCUGCUGCCAUUUUCAUAAUGCAUUAACACGCAUUUAUUUUUUGCGCUGUAUUUUUCUGCUUGACUGAAUUGGCAAUGUCCCGUUUUGCAGCAGCGCCGACAGAUGGUAUCGGGGGCGAAAACAUUUGAGCUAAUUAGGAUUGUUUUGAAAAUGGUUUAUUUAAAUACUCCAGUUGUUUUGGCCCCUUCCUCUGUUUUGUUUCUUUGCUAAUUUCAUGCUUUUGCCCUUGAGCCCCUGUGCUUACCUUGUGCUCACAUUGCUUCGUCCAGAAACACUUGUGCACCUCUCAAAAGUUCCGAGCGUUAAAAAAAAAAAAAGAAAAAAAAAAAGGUCAACACUAUGGCAGUGUGCAGGACUUAUUGCCGUUUGGCUUCCCUCUGUUCUACACUGAUGUAGUUUGCCCACGCAGUGAGAGGUGCAUGUUGGGUGUUGCUGCUCAAAGCCUCAUGUCUCCUGUGUUUGUCUGAUCAUGGAGUGUGUGUUGUCUCCUGUGCUCAUUUACAGUUCAUCAAGAAACACUGAGCACCUGCAAACGUUACCGCAUAAAGUUAGAUACAUUGUAAAAAUGUAACCACAGAAGAGAAUAUUUGUCACUACAGUGUUAGCACCUCAUCAGAGUUCUGAUGUUUUACUGAAUGUUAUACAAGUCUGUUACCACCUUCUGUAAACUGUAUGUCUUUUUUUUCUGAUCACUCAUUGAAACAGCUAAAUAUCUACCCCAAUCAGUUUGUUGUGAGAGAAGCUAGAUUCUUAUAAAAGAAAAAAAUCCUUCUGCUUACUAAGCACCUAUCAAGUUCAACAUUUCAAUUGUCCCUGUAAAUAACCUCUCUCUGUUUCCUCUUUGACAAAUUGAGUUGGAAAUUUACUGAAGAUGUGACAAAAGCUGAUGGUCUGUGUAUAUUUGAUAAGUUGAAUCUCUUACUGCUGUUCUCAUCAAUGAUGCUAUAUCACCGGUC
Messenger RNA from Perca fluviatilis (European perch), 6467 nucleotides. It is a transcript of the gene rprd2b, whose product is annotated as regulation of nuclear pre-mRNA domain containing 2b. Gene Ontology annotation, molecular function: RNA polymerase II complex binding. Gene Ontology annotation, cellular component: RNA polymerase II, holoenzyme. Gene Ontology annotation, biological process: mRNA 3'-end processing. Bases 111 to 3749 code for a protein of 1212 amino acids. The record is from RefSeq and is a predicted model, not a curated record. The transcript has 10 exons. Lineage: Eukaryota; Metazoa; Chordata; Actinopteri; Perciformes; Percidae.